AUGGCAAAGACUAGAGGAGGAGGAGUAACCAAUGUCCGCCGUAGUAAGCGCCAGCAAGGCAUUGAUGUGAGUCCUGCCGUCGAAUCCCAAAUCAAGAGACGGUUGAGGAGAAAAGUUGUACAAAUUCCAGAAGAGAUUGGAGAACACUCAGAAGAAGUACUAGAAUUACAGCCUACCAGUGGAGUAGGUCAGUCACAAGGUAAUGUAGAGGACAAAGAAGUUGGAGAAACUUCUCAGCCUGCUGAAACAGAAGGCGAUGCAGAGGAUAAAGAAGUUAGAGAAACUGCUCAGCCUGCUGAAAGAGAAGGCGAUGCAGAGGAUAAAGAAGUUGGAGAAAUUUCUCAGCCUGCUGAAACAGAAGGCGAUGCAGUGAACAAAGAAGUUGGAGGAACUUCUCAACCUGAUGAUACAGAAGGUGAUGCAUUGAACAAAGAAGCAACUUCUCAGCCUCCUAAAGUACAAGGUGAUGUAGAGGGCAAUGGAGUUGAAGACGCUUCUCAACCUGCUGAAAAUGAAAAUGUGGAUGUCUCCGUUGGUGGAGGGGAUGAUUCUGUUACAAGAUCGCCUGGGGUAAGUUUUGAUGUUAUUAUGAUGUGUGUUUGA
Molecule: messenger RNA, 603 nt
Organism: Arabis nemorensis
Lineage: Eukaryota; Viridiplantae; Streptophyta; Magnoliopsida; Brassicales; Brassicaceae
Source: the annotation of a GenBank genome assembly